AUGGUACUGGUGCAACACACUUGCGGACUGUUCGCCGUGGCCGGAUACCGCUUCAAGAAUUCAAUUUGCGAGGACAAUAGCGUGAAGGGGAAGUAUUUCGACCACUGGACGAAAGAGGCGUACAAGAACGCGUGUUUCUCCAUUCAGGGACAUCAACGUGCUAUAAACUUUGUAAAGGAAAUUGAACGCGGCCAUGACACGUACCUUUUCACCUGCUUAGCCUUGGUGAUUCUAUGCUUCAGUAUUACUCUGAUCAAGCUGAGUACGUCGGAUUUCGACAUAGACUUCUACAGAUAUUGCAGUUUUACGUUGUGUCAACUGAUGCACCUGUUCGUUAUCAUGCUUCAGGGACAGUUCGUGCUGGAUUCGUGCGAGAGAAUUCACGAGGCGAUGUGA
Messenger RNA from Habropoda laboriosa, 396 nucleotides. RefSeq lists its product as uncharacterized. Lineage: Eukaryota; Metazoa; Arthropoda; Insecta; Hymenoptera; Apidae. Gene Ontology annotation, cellular component: membrane. The record is from RefSeq and is a predicted model, not a curated record. Gene Ontology annotation, biological process: sensory perception of smell. Gene Ontology annotation, molecular function: odorant binding; olfactory receptor activity. Bases 1 to 396 code for a protein of 131 amino acids. The transcript is spliced from 4 exons.